Molecule: messenger RNA, 5770 nt
Organism: Loxodonta africana (African savanna elephant)
Lineage: Eukaryota; Metazoa; Chordata; Mammalia; Proboscidea; Elephantidae
Gene: ST18
Product: ST18 C2H2C-type zinc finger transcription factor
Exons: 21
Coding region: 92-3247 (1051 amino acids)
Biological process (GO): regulation of transcription by RNA polymerase II
Cellular component (GO): nucleus
Molecular function (GO): RNA polymerase II cis-regulatory region sequence-specific DNA binding; DNA-binding transcription factor activity, RNA polymerase II-specific; zinc ion binding
Source: RefSeq, a predicted model, not a curated record
AUUUCUUGUUAAAGCAGACAAAGACAUUUAGUCAGCCUGUCAAAGCACGAGAAACCAAGUUGGCACACAAGUUACCUCGAAAAACAGAAAGAUGGAUGCGGAGGCUGAAGAUAAAACGCUUCGUACCCGUGCUAAAGGAACCAAGGUGCCGAUGAAUUCCUUAAUCCAGGAGCUCAGUGCUACAUACAGCUGCUCUGUGGGGAGAAAGCGGAGCGGCGAGGAGCAGACUCUGGGUGUUCCGGUCAACAAAAGAAAAUCGCUGUUAAUGAAGCCCCGUCACUACAGCCCUAACAUGGACUGCAAAGAAGAGAGUGAGGACAGGACUGAGGCUGAGGAGGACAGUUGCCUCUUGCAAACAGAUGACCGCUCCAUUGCAGAGGAACUCAUGAUCAAACCAAUGGAUGACACUCUCUGUUCAGCUGCGCAAGAAAACUCCAAUAGAAAGGAAGACAGAUAUGCUAGUUAUCAAGAGCUCAUGGUCAAAUCUUUAAUGCACUUGGGGAAAUAUGAAAAUGAAGCAUCUGUGCAGACUGUGAGUGAAAACUUAAAUGACAGUGGCAUCCAGUCUUUAAAAACGGAGACUGACGAGGCAGACGAUUGCUUUCUCUUUCAUUCCGAUGACAGGAAAGACACAGUCAAUGACUCCCAGCAGCUCCAGUACUGCUCCUCUGAUGACAGCGAAAGUAAUAUGGAAGGCCCAGAGAUGGGCUGGGAGAGCAGCUCCAGUGUCUCAGAAGAAACCAAACCACACAGAAACCCCAAAUAUAUUUUAGUGGGUGAUAAAAAAGACCCAUUAGAAGUUCCAGAAAUAAAAAUGGAAGGUGAAAAAUGCAUCCCUUGUGAAAACAUAUGUGACCCUGAAGUGGAAAGGAAAGACCCUCAGAAGGCUCACGAGGAGCCCCUGGACUGCCCAGCCCAGCCUCCCUUCCCCGAGCAGGAGGAGGAUGAUCAAGAGUGCCUGUCCACCAUGACCCAGGAGUCUGGGGAACUGGAGAAAGCCAAGGGCAACUUAAGUUUGCUGGAGCAGGCGAGUGCGCUGCAGGCGGAGCGAGGCCAUGCCUGCCAUAGCACGUACAAAGACCUGGAUCGGUUUCUCUUGGAACACCUGGCCGGGGAAAGGAGGCAAGCCAAAGUUAUUGACCUGGGUGGAAGACAAAUCUUUAACAGCAAAUACUCUCCAAGGCCUGACAAGAGGGAGACGAAGUGCCCCAUCCCGGGGUGCGACGGCACAGGGCACGUGACUGGGCUCUACCCACACCAUCGCAGCCUCUCCGGCUGCCCCCACAAAGUGCGGGUCCCCCUGGAGAUUCUUGCCAUGCAUGAAAAUGUGCUCAAGUGCCCCACCCCAGGCUGCACAGGAAGAGGCCAUGUGAACAGCAACCGAAACACCCACCGAAGUCUUUCUGGUUGUCCAAUUGCUGCAGCUGAAAAAUUGACAAUGUCCCAGGAUAAAAAUCAGCUUGAUUCUCUCAAGAGUGGGCAGUGUCCUGACCAGGUUCACAGGGCAAGCUUAGUGAAGCAAAUUGAAUUCAAUUUCAGAUCACAAGCCAUAAUCUCUCCCAGAGCCACUGUGUCAAAAGAACAAGAGAAGUUUGGAAAAGUACCUUUUGAUUAUGCCAGUUUUGAUGCCCAAGUUUUUGGCAUGCGCCCCCUUCUACAAACAGGGCAAGGACAAAAAACACCACCGUUUUCUGAACCAAAGCGUUUUUCAAACCCACUGAAAUUUCCGAGCCGAUUGCCUAGUGCAGGCGCCCACACACAGAGUCCUUGCCGUGCCAGCUCGUACAGCUACGGUCAGUGUAGUGAAGACACCCACAUAGCAGCAGCUGCUGCCAUCCUGAACCUUUCCACCCGCUGCAGGGAAGCUGCCGAGAUCCUCUCCAACAAACCGCAGUGUCUGUCUGCCAAGGGAGCCGAGAUAGAAGUGGAUGAAAAUGGCACAUUGGACUUAAGCAUGAAAAAAAAUCGAAUCCUGGACAAGGCUGCACCCCUAACUUCCUCUAACAAUUCCAUUCCAACUCCUUCCUCUUCCCCAUUCCAAGCAAGCAGCCUUUUGGUCAAUGCAACAUUCUAUCAGGCUCUCUGUGACCAAGAGGGCUGGAAUACUCCUAUCAACUAUAGCAAAGCCCAUGGGAAGACAGAGGAGGAGAAAGAGAAAGACUCAGUAAGCUCUCCAGAAAAUUUAGAGGAAAAAAAGUUUACUGGCGAGGCCUCUAUACCAAGUCCCAAACCCAAGCUCCAUGCAAGAGAUCUCAAAAAAGAAUUGAUCACCUGCCCAACCCCAGGAUGCGAUGGAAGUGGCCACGUAACAGGAAACUAUGCAUCUCACCGCAGUGUUUCUGGAUGCCCUUUAGCAGAUAAGACUCUUAAGUCCCUCAUGGCUGCUAACUCUCAGGAGCUAAAGUGCCCAACCCCAGGCUGUGAUGGGUCAGGCCAUGUGACUGGAAAUUACGCUUCACACAGAAGUUUGUCUGGCUGCCCUCGUGCCAGGAAAGGUGGUGUCAAGAUGACCCCUACCAAGGAUGAAAAAGAAGACCCUGAACUUAAGUGUCCUGUGAUAGGCUGUGAUGGCCAAGGUCACAUCUCAGGUAAAUACACCUCCCACCGCACGGCUUCCGGCUGUCCCCUGGCUGCCAAGAGACAGAAGGAGACUCUUCUCAACGGGACUUCCCUCUCCUGGAAACUCAACAAACAAGAACUGCCCCAUUGCCCCCUGCCUGGCUGUAAUGGACUGGGCCACGUCAAUAAUGUUUUUGUCACCCACAGAAGCUUAUCUGGAUGUCCUCUAAAUGCGCAAGCCAUCAAAAAGGGCAAAGUCUCUGAAGAACUCAUGACCAUCAAGCUAAAAGCAACUGGAGGUAUAGAGAGUGAUGAAGAAAUUAGACAUCUGGAUGAAGAAAUAAAGGAGCUGAAUGAAUCCAACCUGAAAAUUGAAGCAGAUAUGAUGAAGCUGCAGACCCAGAUCACAUCUAUGGAGAGCAACUUGAAGACCAUAGAGGAGGAGAACAAGCUUAUUGAACAGAACAAUGAGAGCUUAUUGAAGGAGCUGGCUGGGCUGAGCCAAGCCCUCAUUUCUAGCCUUGCUGACAUCCAGCUCCCACAGAUGGGACCAAUCAGUGAGCAGAAUUUCGAAGCAUAUGUAAACACACUGACAGACAUGUACAGCAAUCUGGAGCGGGACUAUUCCCCAGAAUGCAAAGCCCUGCUGGAAAGUAUCAAGCAGGCAGUGAAGGGCAUCCAUGUGUAGGAUCACUGCGCUGCCAGCAACAGAAGUCUCCAACAGCAGUAACUCCACAUGAGUAUGGUAGGGGUUCCCACACUGCUAAGGCAUGAGGUUGCCAUGCUGCAUUUACAAUUGCAACAUUGCACUAAUUUUUUUCCCCAGCUGACAUAAACAGGAAAGAAAAACUAUGAUAGACUAUUUGGGUUAAAAGCAAUGCAGUCAAAUAUUAGAUCUUAUUUAUUUUCAUAUAUUUUUCUUUCAUUUCUUCAUUGCACUCUUUUUUUGUAAAACGUAUGUAAAAUAAAUGUGACAUUUUUAUAUUUUAUUUAUUUCUAAUCAAAGAGUUAUUUAUCUUUUAACUGCAUUUUGAAGUCUGCCGUAUUUUUACAUGUAUGUUUAUUAAUUUAUUUUCCAAUAGAAUUUAAAUAGAAAUGUUAUUCUCAAACCACAUAUCUUGCUGAGUUUAAAGGAGGAAACAAAAAGCGUGAAGGAAUUUUUUUGUCUAAGGACUGCACUAUGGUCUCGUUGAUAUUUGCAUUCUUUUCUCCCCCUUUCACUGGCUUCCCUAUUUAUAAUGUUUGCUGUGAUGUGAGGAAGAAGGAAUGAGAAGACAAAUGGCGCCCACUAGUGGGAAUCACGCACUAACAAAAGCACAGUACCCUGGAAAACAGCCUGUUGAGAAUUUGUUAGCAAUAAUUAAAUACAGCAAUCAGCAAACUAUUCAACUUGGCUGUAUGGUUUUGUUAAUAUGACUUAUUUAUUUGAAUGUUUUAAAGAAACAUAAGUUUUUCUAGUGAUGCGUUGUCUGUUUGUUUUCAAGUCAUAUCAGAGAGUUGGCAACUCUUAUCCCAAGAUGAGAAGCAAGGCUUGAUGUGACCAGCCAGGCUUUCCUGCCAUAUGUUGGUACAAUAUACAAGUGACAAUAUUGAUGUAGAUUUGUACUUAGCAAAUACAAACACAUCCAAAUGGAAAAUUUUGUAGAUACCUUAUCCCCUGAAAUAGCAUUUAUCUUACUGGGUUUACUGGAAAGGAAGGGAAAACACAUUAACACAUAAAAAUGUUAACUCCAAUAAUCUGAGUAAUUACUUUGAACGCUGGCAACAUUGGUUCCUUCCCUCUUAGGCAACAAGACAACUUUCAAUUUAAUAAAAAAAUGAUCUUUCCAUAAGACUCCACAUGCUACAAAGUAUGCGCAAGUGCACACACACACACGCACAUCCACUCAUACACACACACACAAAAUUGAGCCUGCGAUCUUGAAUUUCUGAAUGGAUCAGAGCUUAGUAGUUGCUAUAGUAAAGGCAAUGUCUAUUUCAGGGACUGUAAGUAGUUAAGCAUUAUUUGAAAAGUUUUUUUAUAUUUAUUUUUUUUAAGAAAAAGGUAUAGACAACCAGCUAAACUGCCUUUUUGGUAUGCACACACACACCUCACGUGCAGAUGUGCCUCCGUGUCAACGUACACAUGAACUCAGUGUGGGCUUCAUUUCCUGUGCUAUGACAAAAGUGUUUAUUUUUUAUUAGCCUCAUUGAUAGAUAUUUAGAUUGAAUGUGAUGGCAUUCAAAGGCUUGAUAUAGUCCACUGUUAUCACUUUUACCUGCACAAAUUAAAAGUAACCCUCAGCAGUCAUUCCACACUCAUCAAAUUGUGGUCCUUAUUAUGCAUUAAGUGAGGCUUUAUCUUUGCUUUGGGGUUUAUUCAAACCCUUGAAUCUUAGCUUAGUGAAAAUGAGAUGUCUGUUCUUAGGUAGGAAUGGUGUUUAUUUAAAAAUCAGUUUUAAGAAAAGAGCUACCAUAUGUGCUGUCUAUAAUAAAUGGGACACCAAACAAAAUUUUCUAUUAAAGUUAUGUACUUGCAAACAUUUUGCUAUAUAGUACUUGAUAGAUGCAUACAAAUGAGUUCACUUAUUGCAAAGGCAAAAGUUUAAUUUGCUAAAUAUUUUAACAGGUUUGCUAUAUGUUUUAUUUAAAGUAAAUCUCUUACCAAUCUAUGUAUGCAUUAUUAUAAUUUUCUUUGGCUUCGGGUUAAUUUAUUUGUGUUUGGACGUUUUGUGAAGUGUGUUUCCAUUUAUUUGCCUCCUUUGUACUUGAUGUGUUUUGUAAUGUGCACUGAAUUUUUUUUUUCUUUUCAACUAUGUUAACAAUCAACACUGUACAUUGGGUCUUUUGUAAACAAGAAAAAAGGCAAUGAUGUAUGCAUUUUUUCUUAAUUUGAAGUAGUUUGUAUACUGUUUCUUCAAACAAUUAAUAUUUCUUACAUCAAAGCAACAAUAUUGUGUUCAGUGCUGUACAUUUGGUAUAUGGUAGGAAAUAAAAAUUGAUAAUGAGUUUUGUUGUGUUCUUUCUCAGGCUACUACACGGAAAAUAUUAUCACCACCCUAUAAAAGUCCUCUGGGUCUUUUCAAGAUUCAGUCACAAAGGGGUUCAUAAUUUGUCUCACCUCCAUGCCUUUAAACACACUGUUCCCUCUGCCUGCAAUGCCCACCUAAUCCAUAUGCAGCACUUUUUCCAGGAAAUCAAAGUUAGUUAGUAACCAUCCACCUCUUUUCCA